Molecule: messenger RNA, 269 nt
Organism: Symbiodinium pilosum
Lineage: Eukaryota; Dinophyceae; Suessiales; Symbiodiniaceae
Source: the annotation of a GenBank genome assembly
GUGUGCGCAUGGCUCCGAUUGUGUGUCUGGAUCUAUGGGCCUUAUGCCAGCCGUUCGGCAAGGAGGUGAACACAUUGAAGCAAGCCAUGAGGGACUCCGUUGUCGCCCGCAAUGCUACGCUUUCCGAAGAGAACAUGGAUCUUUUCACAGACCAGCAGUCCCUGUGCGAUUGGAUGCACGACGAGGUAGCCUUGCAUCCCUUCCGUUCACGAAGCAAAGAGGAUGUAGACCUGCCGACAGCGCCCUACGGCAUGUCAUCAGCCAUCGAG